UCCAGCAUGUCGCUCGACGUCUCCCACCCGGCCCUCACCGCUGCCCGCCAGGCCGUCGCGGACCCCUCCGACCCGACGGCGUGGUUCCUGCUGCAGUACAACCCCGACUCCCCCGGGCCUGGGUUCCUGCUGCAGUACAACCCCGACUCCCCCGGGCCCCAGGCGAUCCCCCUCGACUCUGGGCCCCUCCCCGUCCUGCCCGCCUGGCACAGACACCUGCGCGAGACAGGCCAGGGUGUCCUCUUUGGCUAUGCAGAGAUCGCAAACAAGGGCCUCGUCCUCGUCUACCUGCCCCCAGAUGUCGGCGGCGUCAAGAGAGCCCGCGCCAUCGUCCAUUCCCGCGCCAUCGCCAACAUGUACCCCGAGUACUCGGCCCUCAUCACCAUCGCUGACCCCGACGAGCUGACGGAAGAGCUUGUGUCGGAACGGCUCGGGCUUGGGGUGCCGGCGCCGCUGGACAAGGCAAGGGUGGAGAUCCCAGGUGGGGACGGUCCGAAUCCACUGGCCCCGGGCUUGGGCAGGGGGAUCCCGCUUCAGAAACAGAGGGAUGCCACGCCGAUGUCUGCGGCGGCGGUGGGAUCAGAGACGGGUUCGCCGUCGAGGGUCAACUUUUCCGAACGGCGCAAACCUCCUCCACAGCUCUCUGCUCUCGGCCUGGGGACGCCAUCCGAACCCGCCUCGUCCUCCCCAUCCCGCGCGCCUUCUCGCUCGCCAUCCCGUCCGCCGCCCGAGCCGCAGGCUGUCGCCGUCCCGUCGGUGGAACAGCUGAAGGAAAAGGAAAAGGACGACCGGAACCGCAAACCGUCAUUCACUUCCCGCCUCAAGAAUACAUUCCACCGCUCAUCCCCGUCCAUCGAAGAUACACCCGCGUCUUCACCGUCCAAUACCGACAAACCCACGCCGCUUACCCCGACGAGCCCGUCCUCCCCGAGCAUGGGUAGUGCCCGGUUCAAGGCGGCCUCGUUGGGCAAGGUGUUUUCGAAAAGGAGAGGGGGGACGGGGGAGACGCCGCCUACGAGUCCGAGGGCGGACGGCGGGUUUGGAGAAGGCGAACCCCCGAGGCCUAUCAGCCAUGAUUUCAGCCCCGCCGCCGGCCCGGCCCUCCCCCCCAAAGACACCUCUUCCAUAUCCCAAACCUCCUCAUCCCCUCUGGCGCCUUCCGCUCCCUCGCUCCAUGCGGUGCAUGGGCACUCGCCUUACCCCACCGCGACCCCUCCUGGAGGAGCCCCGCCAUUACUGGGCCCGCCUGUACCGCUCGUAUCGAGAGACAGCACAAAGAGCGAAGCUGCGAGCUACUAUCAGACCCCCCUGGGCUCGCCUUCGCCUGAAGACGAAAAUGAAGAGAUCGUGCCGAAUGCGAGGUCGACGUCGCUGCUUACGCCGGAAGCAGCUGCGCCCCCGGGUGGUGGUGGUGGUGGUGGUGGUGGUGGUCUCUCGCCGUCGCCUUCUGCUCGUCAGGUGUUGUAUGACGCGCGGCAGAAGAGUUUGGAUAAGGAGCGCGAGAUACAGGAGCGUUUCAGGCGGGAUCUGAGCGAGAAGGAGAAGGAUCAGAAGGAUGACGGGGAUGACGUGAAUGGGCAUGGGCAAGGGCAAGGGGGAAGUGAUGGGUAUGAGAGUAGUACCCGGCUGGCGUAUGAUGAUACGGAUACGGAGGAUGAGAGGGGCAAGCCGACGACAGCAGGGGAGAGGGAGAGGGUGGGGGUGGCUGUACCGCCGUCGCUGGGUGCGCUGCCGGCAUCGCCUGUAGAUGACGUGCCGGGUGGUGGGACGUCGCCGGGGCUUGUGGGGAGGGGCGCUUUCCCUUCGCCUCCCCCGCCUAAUGGACAGAGUCUCCCAGAGGUUCCAGAGCCUGAGCCCGAGCCUGGGGUGGAAAAGAGAGAAACGCACGAGCUGGAAGAAGCCCAGCAGCAAGCCAUGAUGCGUGCUGAAAUGUCUGCUCUGCAUACCGAGCAACAGGCGGAGAAGGAGGUUGCGGAAGAGGCUGAAGAUCCGAUAGAGAGGGAAGGGGCGGAAGAGAAGGCGAGGGCGGAUGGGGAGAUUGAGGAGAGGGUGAGAGUGGAGUAUGAGGAGAGGGUGAGGAGGGAGAGGGAGAGGGAAGAGGAGGAGAGGGAGAGGAGGAGGGAGGAGGAAGAGGCGAGAGAGAGGUAUUUGGCUGAAGAAGAGCGGAGGAGGGAGGAGGAAGAAGAGGAGAGGCGCUUGGCUGAGGAGGAGAGACUGAGAGUUCUGGCGGAAGAAGAAGAGCGUCAGAGGUUGGAAGAAGAAGAGCGGGCCGAGCGUCAGAGGCUGGAAGAGGAAGAGCGGGCGCGGGUGCAGGCGGAACAAGAGAGAAAACGGGAAGAGGAAGAAGCUUUGGCAGAGAAGAAGAGAGCAGAGGAGGCAGCGCGGGCAGAGAAGAAGAGGGCGGAAGAGGAAGCAGAGAGGCAGAGGAUUGAGGAUGAGUUGGCGAAAAAGCAGGCGAUCAGGGAUGGGCUCUUGUCGGGCAAGAGGGAUGGCGGGGUGAUGCUCAGAGGGUGGGUGACGGCGCAGACGUACAAAUCAAUGACAUGGCGACGCCGCCACUUUCAACUCUUGCCGACUGAAAUGAGACUGUUCAAAAACGAAGGUGACGCCAAGCCCAUACAGACGAUAUUCUUUGGUCCCUCUACGACGAUCUCGGAGGCAUACGAAGAAUCCCAAGUCAAGGACAGUUUCAAAGUCAUCUCGUCUUUGCCCGAGAAGGGUGAUGAAGAGUUCUUUCUGUUUACAGAUUCGGCGGAGGACAAGGAGGUGGUGUUGGAGGGGAUCAGGCUGUGUAUAUAACUUGCUGUAGGGUAUGCAUGUGAAUAGGAUGCGCAAGAUGUAGCUUUUUGACUGGG
Molecule: messenger RNA, 2855 nt
Organism: Cryptococcus amylolentus CBS 6039
Lineage: Eukaryota; Fungi; Basidiomycota; Tremellomycetes; Tremellales; Cryptococcaceae
Exons: 4
Coding region: 7-2799 (930 amino acids)
Biological process (GO): microtubule cytoskeleton organization
Cellular component (GO): microtubule cytoskeleton
Source: RefSeq, a predicted model, not a curated record